AUUUAAUGCAUUGAGAAAUUUGACGGUUAAACACGAUUUAUUACUCAAUCCCAAAUAUAUCACAGUGGAUUUUGAAUUGGGAGCUAUCAAUGCUUUAAAAAUCAUUUUUCCAAAUUCAGUCAUCAAAGGGUGCAAUUUUCAUUUCAACCAAUGCCUAUUACAAAAACUGAAAGAAUUAGGCUUUCAAAAACAAUAUAAUGAUUCAGAUGAUAAUGACUUAGAAAGUGUUAAAACAUUAUUUCAACGUACAGCUGCAUUAUCAUUCAUGCCAUUAGAUGAAAUUGACGCUUUAUGGUGUUCAAUAAUGGAUGAUUAUUCACAUAUAAAUUAUUACGAUUUUCCUGGCGCCAGAACGAACAAUUCAGUUGAAGGAUGGCAUCAUCGGCUAAACUCACAAAUUGGUGUCAUCCAUCCAAAUUUAUAUUUAUUCAUUAAAGAAAUAAAAGAUGACUACGCAUUCAAUGUAGCAAGUGUGAAGCAAGCUGCGGCUCAACAAAGAAAAGUACCACGGCGGAAAAUUUAUGCAAUCAGAAAUGCACGGAUUUUGGAUUUAAUGGAACGUUAUAAAAAAGGCACAUUAACUAAGGAUGAUUAUCUAUCAAAAAUUAGUAAAACAAUUGAUUCAACAUAUUCAUUCGAGAGGGAAAAAGGUUUUAUAGAAGAGAUUAGAAAUCUUUCAUUAGUGUAUAUCAAUGAUCUAUAUGAUAUAGUUAUGAAAUUAUUAUGUCCCAUUUACGGUCGUCCAAUACCCAAUGAUUUAAGAAUAAAAAUCCAUCAUCUAUUAAAUUUUUAUUAUGAAUAUAAACAUAUUAGUUAUACACCAGAAUAUCUUCAAAAAAAUCUCGAUGAACCAUGUCAACCAGUUCAUAUGGAUGGUGUGUUAGCAUUAAAAUUAAACUUUUGGCCACAAGAAUGUCAAUCGUUUUUAAAACGUAUAAAAAUGAAUCGACCACAAUUAUAUGAAAUAAUCAUAGU
Messenger RNA from Didymodactylos carnosus, 975 nucleotides. NCBI's taxonomy places the organism in Eukaryota, Metazoa, Rotifera, Eurotatoria, Philodinida, Philodinidae. The record is from the annotation of a GenBank genome assembly.